Messenger RNA from Odocoileus virginianus texanus, 3382 nucleotides. The record is from RefSeq and is a predicted model, not a curated record. Lineage: Eukaryota; Metazoa; Chordata; Mammalia; Artiodactyla; Cervidae.
CGCCAGGAUGCUCCGCUCCGUCUUUCCGCCCCGAAGCUCCGCCCCGACCCUCUCGUGGUCCGUAGACUACCAGCCCGUCGCGCAACUCAUGGACAAAGAAGCCCAGAAGAGGAAAGAACAGGAGUCAGGCAUGGCUCUUUCUCAGUUGACCUUCAAAGAUGUGUUCAUAGAGUUCUCUCCUGAGGAGUGGGAGUGCCUGGACCCUGCCCAGAGGACCUUGUACAAGGACGUGAUGGUGGAGACUCUCAGGAACCUGCUGUCUGUGGAUAUGUCUCAUAUACAUAUGAUCAAGAAAUUACACGCAAAAGCAAACAGUGGUAAAGGGGAAAUUUUUCAAAGAGUGAUGUUUGGAAGAACUGAAAGCCUUGACAUCAAAGAUUUUCACCUCAGGGACAUCCAGGAAAAUAUACAUGACUUUGAUUGUCUGUGGACAGAUGAUGAAAGAAAUGACAAAGGAAUGUCUAUUUCCCAUAACAAAAACCUCACUGAUGGAAGACAUUAUCCUAGUAGAAGUGAUGUAGGAAAUAGACCUUUUGAAAGGCACGGAUCAAGCUUUCAGAAUGAAUUGCAGGUGGUACAGUCUGGAGGGAUAAUUUUUGAAUGUAGUCAGGUUGUGACAAAUGUCAGGGCAAUUCAUUGGACAAUUCCUACUGGGGAGGAACCACAGAAAUAUGAUGUAUGUGGCAAGGCUUUUAUUCAAAUUGGAAACCUUGCAGUUCAUCAGAAUAUUCAUCCUGCAGAGAAACCUUAUAAAUGUGAUGUGUGUGGUCAGUGCUUUCAACAAAGUACACACCUUGAAAAUCAUCAGAGAACUCAUACUGGAGAUCAACCAUAUAAAUGUGAUGUUUCUGGAAAGGCCUUUAGUCAAAAUUCAAGCCAUGCAGUUCAUCAGAGACUUCAUACUGGAGAGAAACCUUAUAAAUGUGAUGUGUGUGGCAAGGCGUUUACUCGUACUGGACACCUUGUUGUUCAUCAGAGAGUUCAUACUGGAGAGAAGCCAUGUAAAUGUGAUGUAUGUGGCAAGGCCUUUAGUCAAACUGCAAGCCUUGCAGUUCAUCAGAGGAUUCAUACUAGCGAGAAACUAUAUACAUGUGAUGUAUGUGGCAAGGCCUUUGGUCAACCUAGAAGACUUAUACUUCAUCAGAGGAUUCAUACCGGAGAGAAGCCAUACAAAUGCAAUGUAUGUGACAAGGCAUUUAGUCAUGCUUCAAAUCUUACUGUUCAUCAGAGACUUCAUACUGGAGUGAAACCAUAUAAAUGUGGUGUAUGUGGGAAGGCCUUUCAUAACACUGCAAGACGUGCAGUUCAUCAGAGAAUUCAUACUGGAGAGAAACCAUAUAAAUGUGAUGUAUGUGGCAAGGCCUUUAAUCAUACUACAAGACUUGCACUUCAUCAGAGAGUUCAUACUGGAGAGAAGCCAUACAAAUGCAAUGUAUGUAACAAAGCGUUUAAUCAUACUGCAAACCUGACUGUUCAUUGGAGAAUUCAUACUGGAGAGAAACCAAAUAAAUGUGAUGUAUGUGGGAAGACCUUUAGUCAAACUGCAAACCUUGCAGCUCAUCAGAGAAUUCAUACUGGAGAGAAGCCAUAUAAAUGUGAUAUAUGUGGCAAGGCCUUCAGAAUAAGUUCAAAUGUUGCUGUUCAUCGAAGAGUUCAUACUGGAGAGAAACCAUAUAAAUGUGAUGUGUGUGGCAAGGCGUUUAGCCGUACUGGAAACCUUGCUGUUCAUCAGAGAGUUCAUACUGGUGAGAAACCGUAAAGAUGUGAUGUGUGUGGCGAGGCGUUUAGUCAUACUGGAAACCUUGCUGUUCAUCGGAGAGUUCAUACUGGAGAGAAACCAUGUAUUGUGGUAUAUGUGCCAAGGCUUUCAGUGUAAGUUCAAGCCUUGGUGUUCAUCAGAGUUCAUACUGGAGAGAAACCUAUAAAUGUGUUGUAUGUGGGAAGGCAUUUGUUUGUACUGGAAACCUUGGUAUUCAUCAGAGAGUUCAUACUGGAGAGAAACCAUAUAAAUGAGGUAUAUGUGGCAGGGCUUUCAGUGUGAAUGCACACCUUGCAGUUCAUCAGAGAAUUCAUACUUAAGAGAACCUUAGAAGUAUAAAAAUUGUGACAAACCAUUUAGGAUCAGUCAUCCAUAACUCAUCAUCAGGCAGUUCAAAUAGGAGAGAAACCAUAUAAAUAUAAUUUAUAUGGCCAGUGCUUUACUUGAAAUGACGAACUUAGAAACCAUCAGAGAACUCACACUAGAGAGAAACAUUAGAAAUGUGACAGUUGUGAGAAACAUUUUGCCAGUACAGUGUGAGUGACAAAGCAUUUAGUCAGUGUUCAGGGCUUAUAAUUCAGAGAAUUCAUGCUGUAUAGAAAACAUAUAAGUGAAAUGAAUGUGGCAGAGUUUCUAGUGCAUGUUUAGCAUGAACUCCCCAUUAGGCAGUUCAUACAGGAGAGAAACCACAUAAAUGUUAUUUAUGUGGCAAACCCUUCAGUCACAAGGAAUGAUGUUGCAGAUCAUCUGAGAAUCCAUACUGCAGUGAAAAUUUAAACAUGUAGAGAAUGCAGUAAAAUAUAUCAAUUUCUUGACCCUCAGAAAAUUCAACCUGGAGGAAAACUACACAAAUGUGUUAGGUGUGGGAAAGCUUUGAUUGUGUGUUCAGGCCUAAGUCACCAUCAGUUAAUUUUUUUUUAAACAAUAUUGUGAUGGUUUUUGCUGUACAUCAACACUAAUAGGCCAUAGGUGUACAUAUGUCCCCUUCCUCCUGAACCCACCUCUCUCACCACCGUAUCCCUCCAGAUUGUCCCAGAGCACACGCUUGUACAUCAGACUCCCUCUGCCCCUUUUACAUAAGGUAAUACAUGUUUCAGUGCUAAUCUGUUAAAUCCUGCCAUCCUGUUUCUUUUGUUUUUUUCAGUAGGUUUUCCUUAGCGUUGCUUUUUCUACCCACUUGUUAUGACCAAGAUUUAAUGUUUAAUUUACAUUUAUUUCCCGCCUUACACUAACAAAUACAUAAGUCAGUUGGUUAUUUUGAGACUUUUGUAACAUUAAAAUGCACGUAGAUAAUGACAGGGAACAUAGUAGGUGCUCUGUAAAUAUAAAGAAAGACAGUUUCUUUAGGACUUGAGUUUUGUCAGGUAAUACACAAAGAAAUAUUUAUAAAUAGUGCCAAGUUGAUAAUUUUGAUGAAAAUAAAUUCUAGUGUCUUCUUAAAGACUUUAUAUUUUACAGUGUGCUUUGUUGUCCACAACUGACAGAUCUUUCCAAAGCAGAUAACAAAGAAAUGAGAGAAAAUAUAUUACAAUUUUUCAACAAGAAGUAAAUUGCCUAAUUACCAUCUAGUGAUCAUAUAGUAAUGUCAUUCCAUUACAUUGAAGUGUUGACUUAAGUAGUAUU